AUAUAAUUCCACUUGUCAAGGGUCCACCAGUGGACAUCCAGACAACAGAGUACCAGGAUGCCGGUCUUCGUGAAUAGUACCAGAGGCGGUCUGGGCGCUACUGGACUACUGACGCUACUGGCGUUGGUGGCGAUGGCCAUUCUUCCUGAUAUCCAGGUUAUGGGCUACGAGGGUAUACUAGGAGACUUCUGCAGGAACAGGAAGCCAGAGGAGUGUUGCGAGAAACGUUUGGACGAUUGCUCUGUGCCGAUCUACGACACACUCUGUUACUGUGAUGAGUUCUGCAUUACCGACAUAGACCAACCUAAGAACGACGACUGCUGCCCGGACUUCAGGGAGGUGUGUCUAGGGGAAAAGCCUUCCAAAGAUGACCCAGGCCCGUAUAUAUUAGCUGAUUGUGAGAAGGACGGAGUGAAUAUAAAACAUGGCGACUCUCACAAGUUCAACUGUAAUGAAUGUAAGUGUGCAGAAGGACAACUACUCUGUGAGGAGGAUGAAUGUAUGGUGGAGGAGAAGGAGAUACGGACAGUAAACCAAAGGCCUCUUCAUUACGGCUGGAGGGCUUCAAACUACUCCAAUUUCUGGGGAAGGAAAGCUAAAGAUGGUCUGAUGCUUCGUACUGGUAGCUUCAUCCCUGAGGAGCUGUCUAUGAAGAUGAACCCGAUUGCGCUACGCCCGGACGUCUCUCAGAUCCCAAGUCGGUUUGACGCCCGCACCAAACGUGAGUGGUUGGGACGUGUGAGUGACGUGAGGGACCAAGGGUGGUGUGGCGCCUCCUGGGCCUUCUCUACCAUAGGCGUUACUCAGGACAGACUGGCUAUCAUCGCUAAGGGACGCAAGCCUUUUCAGUUGUCGGUACAGAAUCUGCUGAGUUGCGCCAAACUUGGCCAGAAGGAAUGCGAGGGAGGCUAUGUCGACCGUGCAUGGAACUACCUUAGGAAAACUGGGGUAGUAUCAGAGAAGUGUUACAGGUAUGACAGCGGCUCCACUAAUAAGGUGUCAAGGUGUCUUAUCCGCUCCAGAGACACAUCAGCUCUCCAGUGUGAGCACAAACACCAGUACAAGACAGAGCCAGCUUAUCGCAUCUCGAGCAACGUGGAAGACAUUCAAUGGGAGAUACUGAACGAUGGCCCAGUACAAGCUAUGAUGGAGGUACAUAAGGACUUGUUUAUGUACAAGAGCGGGAUUUACUCUUACUCUGGUGUGACGAAGGGAGAGACAGCUUCACACUCCGUCAGAAUCAUUGGGUGGGGAGAGGACCCGCUUCCUGGUUCACGGCCCGUCAAGUACUGGCUCGUGGCUAACUCAUGGGGCAAAGACUGGGGUGAGAAUGGCUUGUUCAAGAUCAGACGCGGAACGAACGAGUCAGGCAUAGAAACAUUUGUGCUGGCAGUCAGAGUACGUCUAGCUAACUACGUGUACGGCGUCUAGUCCUGUGGAAGACCAGUUUAGAAAAGGAUAUGUGGAGAAUGACCUAUAAAAUGACCUGACUUCGUUGAUUGUAACCUUACAUGUUCACUUAGUUAUCUGUGUUAUGAUGAACAAAAGCAUAGUUCAUUACUAGAUAUAUGUGUCAUGAUGAACAAAAGUAUAGUUCAUUACUAGAUAUAUGUGUUAUGAUGAACAAAAGUAUAGUUCACUACUAGAUACAUGUGUUAUGAUGAACAAAAGUAUAGUUCAUUACUAGUAUCUGGAUGACUACUUCUUUUGAUUUCAGUCAGUGGUGGAUGUUCAUCUGUUAUUUUAUCACCAGUUUCUUAUGUUCACCGUUCUGUUCUCUUAUCAUUUUGAGAACAGUGACAUACGUAUUGCUUUUCCUUUCCUAAUUCAUGUUUGUGUUAUUGUCAGGGAAAUUUAUGGACACUUAUAGAAAAUAAUGAAUAAACUGACCACUGCUCUCUGUACAUUUCACACAGGAAUAAAUUUCAGUGAUAUUUGUAUUUUUAAAGCUCUGUACAGUAGCUAAAACAACUAUCUGUGCAGGUGUGGGAGUCGAUAUGCUCCGAAAUUUUACGUGUGACUAGUGACAGACCUCAUAUACCAAUAUUUAUCGUCUGUGGUCUCAAAUUGUUUUUCUCACAAAGUACGCACAGAUAGUUGUUUGUACCAUUCAAUUAUUACUACUGGUACACUUUGUUAUUAAUAAAGUGCCUGAUAUCAACUACAGAGAAAUUUCACCAUAA
Homarus americanus (American lobster) is the source of this 2183-nucleotide messenger RNA. RefSeq lists its product as uncharacterized. Gene Ontology annotation, cellular component: lysosome. The transcript is spliced from 10 exons. Bases 58 to 1431 code for a protein of 457 amino acids. NCBI's taxonomy places the organism in Eukaryota, Metazoa, Arthropoda, Malacostraca, Decapoda, Nephropidae. Gene Ontology annotation, molecular function: cysteine-type peptidase activity. Gene Ontology annotation, biological process: proteolysis. The record is from RefSeq and is a predicted model, not a curated record.